This is a messenger RNA of Amorphotheca resinae ATCC 22711, 843 nucleotides long. RefSeq lists its product as hypothetical. The coding region runs from base 1 to 843 and encodes 280 amino acids. Lineage: Eukaryota; Fungi; Ascomycota; Leotiomycetes; Helotiales; Amorphothecaceae. The record is from RefSeq and is a predicted model, not a curated record. Gene Ontology annotation, molecular function: nucleic acid binding. The transcript has a single exon.
AUGGAGACAUGCACUUUGAUUCCAGAAAGGUUGCAUACUUCUGAUGCAGCUGAGGCAGCGGCCGAGGCCCACUCCAAAGAGCCAGCACCGCUCACUGAACGACAAAAACAAAGGAGAUUUGGGACAGAAGUUGUGAGCAAGGGCUUCCAAGGCAGUGUGAUCAUCGACUUCGAUGCCGAGGCGGCUGGCACCUACGCAAGCCAUGAAUAUACCGACACCUCGCGGCUGAAGGACGGAGGAGGCACCCGUAUGAUCUUCUGGGCAAAUGUCUGCACACUCGGAGCAGGCCACGAUCGGAUUUCUGGCCUCGGAGUCGUGGGCAGAAGUAAACCAAACCCUAACCGCUGGGUAAGAAGGGCAUAUCAUAUUAUGCGUGAGACGAAUGCUCAGGUGGCAGAGAUCUUGGCUGUGUCUAUGGCGCUUCAGUUCGCUAAGGAUGAGUGCUAUAAGCUGGAAACAACAGAGAGGCCUUCUAUGGUAGUGGUUUAUUCGUGUUCGAAAGAUGCCCUUUUGAGAAUGCGGGAGUCGAGAUUUACUCCGUCGUUGGGAGGCAAAGUGGUCAAGGCAGGUGUAGUGGCAGCGCACUUCUUGAGGGAGCUUGGUAUUGAUGUGCAACUUCGCUGGAUACCAGCUCGUUUUGAGGUCGUAGGAGCUGUUGAGUCACGAAAUGCAGCGAAAGAUGGUGCUAAGUAUAAGCCUCCUCCUCAGAAAGGUCCCGAUGCAUUGAUCAGGGAAGUUCAAGGAAAUUCCAAACACGCCGCGAGAGCGAAGCGCAGGAAACAUGCAAGAGGGGUGUUUUGUCAAGGCACAGGCAAAACUAACACCUUUCAGCCCUUGUCUUGA